AUUCGAAUUCUGGUGAACGGAAGAGAUAUACUGUUCCGAACCUCAAGUAAACAUUUUCGGGUGUGUGGUUGAAAGCGACUCAAAUACGUACAAUGUGCAGUUUGGAAUGACAACAUUUCAAUAGAAGUGUGUCUUUGUCAAAAGAAUUUGCUCGAUUCAUUGAAUUUCUGAGGGUUUAUGUCAAACGUCGUUUAACACAAAACGAAAUCUCUUUCAAUCAGUGUUUUCGCUUGUGUAUACAAUUUUGGUUGUGAAGGAGGGGUAUAGAGGAAAACAAACUGAGCGCAUGUUAGCUGGAGAUAGCGCGUCAACAGAAGCUCUGCUGGAUUUUCCCUACAUUACAAUUUUGAGGAUGAAAUUGGCGUAAUGUAAAGUGAAAAUCUUUGAAAAUUGAAAUUCAGUCACAAAAAUGAUGAUGGACUAGAAAUUAAGGAAGAUGGGCUGCGGUAAUUCUAAAGAUGACGUCAACACGAAAGCCCAAGGAAAUGUAAAGGUCGGUUCGGAUAAGAACAGAAAUACAAAAAACUCACAGCCACCAGAUUUCAGUACUAUUGCAGAAAGCGAUGACGUCAAUUCUACUGGAAAGAAACCGAAAUCUAUAAACAAUAUAGAUGGUCAGAAAUUGGAGAGACCCAAAGGUGGAAAAGGGAAAGAGAACGAAGUAAGGGAACCAGUCAACGAGAAAGGUUAUAAGGGGAAACCACAGAAAGAAAUAGGAUACCUGAAACGAAUUCGAGAACAGCUGAAGCAGGCUGCUACAAAUUCAGACACAGAGGAACUGGAGCAUGCCAUUUUCAUUUUCGAGAAAAAUAAACUUGAGGACAAUGGUGACUUAACAGAUGCCAAAGAAAGACUUCGAUUUCUAUACCUCAGAAAAGAACUUCGAGACGCAAUAUUACGACGGCAUCCGGGUAUAUUAGACAAAGCCAUCGCAAGGGUGGAAGAAUCUGAAUACAAAUCUGAACUUAGUCAAUCUCUCGAUACUGCAAGAAAGCUGCGUCAGCACCUGACAGAGCUCGAUCAGUACCGCCAUGACAUUCUUACCAUGGACCAAUCAACAACAUCCGAAAUACGAAGCUAUCAUCAUCCGCCAGAUGGCGUUCAUGAGGUGAUGAUAGGAACGUAUAUGCUGCUUGGAUAUGAAGAAGAGAAACUACAGGACUGGACUGAUGUACAAUGCCUUCUUGGUCGAUAUGGAAAAGAGAGUCUGAUGAGAGAAAUUCGCAACGCCGACACCAUUAACAUUAACUCAAAGACCAGUCAAAGGGUACUGAGAAUGCAAUCCAAAUUUUCCCUGGAACAAAUUCGGGGUGUCAGUAAUGGAGCUGCUACUUUCUAUGUCUGGAAUUCCAACAUGGCGAAUAAAUCUGACAAAGACAGACAACAACAACAGCAGCAGCAGCCGAGCCAGACUCCUACGCCAGGCAAACAAAGCGGCAAACCUGCACCGGCACAAAAGGAAAACAAACAGGCAAAGCCCACUUCAAACGUAACUCAGUCUAAUGCAAAAGACACUAAGCCAGCGCAGCCUACCGCUAACACAAAGGACAAAAAUCAACCCCAACCUAAAGCAAAGGAUAAGAAUCAGGCCAAGGCGAAAGAUAAAAAUCAGCCUAAGGCCAAUCCACAAGACAAACCUCCAGCGAAAGUUAAUGGGAAAAAUAAAAUUCCAACACAGCCUACUGCAAAGGAUAAAAAUCCUGCACAACCUACUGUGCCUAAUAAGCAGUCAAAUCCAAACAAAAACCAGCCCAAAGCUAACACUGCUGAUAAUAAAAAGCAGACUCAACAGAAUUCCAAACCCGUGGUUAAUUCCAGUACCAAAGCACAGUCGAACCAAAAUGAUACGAGUACGAAAGCAAAGUCUGAUACACAACAAAAUACGAAAGAUAGAAAGAAAACAAAAGGAUGAGUUAAACAAUAGAAUGCGACAUAAUAUAAACUCUUUAGGAAUUAGGUGUGUUGCAGUUAUAUGUUUACAAUUACAACACUGCUGCACACUGUGAUAUGACAAUUAAAGGCAUGCAUUUUUCACGCCCUGAAAGAAAUACAGUUCAUAGACUGGACCAUUUGCAGCGAAUUAUGUUUUUUUUUCACGCUAUUAGGUGCUCUUUAAUAACAAUGCCAUGUCAACCUCUAGAACAAACACCACGAUAUCAUCAAGAUAUUUGUUCGUAUCUGUUGUCAAAUCAUGGAAGGGUCGGCGAAACAGACAAUCUUUUGCUGUUGAGUGUCUUCCGACAGCAUUUAUCACUCACCUCGAACACCCUCCUCGAGCACCCUUACAGAAUUCUUUUUGCUUCAAGGACAUCGUAACCAGUUAUGUCAUAUACUCAAAACUACAACUCGCUUAGCUUAAGGGCAUCCAGCCCUAUGCGAUCUGUGAUAUUCUGUACAUAGCACUUAUAAUUUAUUGAUAUUUUUCGACAUGAUGUAUUGAAAUACAUGCCUGUGAAAUGCAGUUUAUUAAAUUCAAUAGAUAAGAGA
Messenger RNA from Ostrea edulis (European flat oyster), 2487 nucleotides. RefSeq lists its product as uncharacterized. The record is from RefSeq and is a predicted model, not a curated record. The transcript is spliced from 9 exons. Lineage: Eukaryota; Metazoa; Mollusca; Bivalvia; Ostreida; Ostreidae. Bases 437 to 1912 code for a protein of 491 amino acids.